This is a messenger RNA of Cooperia oncophora, 405 nucleotides long. The record is from the annotation of a GenBank genome assembly. NCBI's taxonomy places the organism in Eukaryota, Metazoa, Nematoda, Chromadorea, Rhabditida, Trichostrongylidae.
AUGGCGCCGGUUAUUAAUCGAAAAUCCGCCGAAAAUCUUGAAAUGAUGGGUCUACAGAAACCACCAACGGGCUACGAAUUCGAAGUGGAUCGAGACCGACGGAGCUUUAUUUACAAGGUAGAGCUCGUGCAGUCGAAAUCCCAUCAAGAAGCCCGUUUGGUACACUACAGGAAUGGCAUUGUCAUAGAAGCCUCCACGAAAGAAAAGGCUAUCUCGGAUCAACUUUACAGCAAUACCGAUACAUGUGCGUCAAUGAAUCUUGGCCGUAUCUUGGCAGCGCGAUGCCUACAAGCUGGAGUACACUUUGCAGUGCCGGGUGCCAGUGAGGAACAAAUUGAAAUUAGUAAGCAUGUAAGUUUCUCUUACGUUGGGCUAAUAUUGAGAGUGUUUUUUUUCAAUAUUUGA